This is a messenger RNA of Tribolium madens (black flour beetle), 1885 nucleotides long. Its product is annotated as facilitated trehalose transporter Tret1-like. The record is from RefSeq and is a predicted model, not a curated record. Lineage: Eukaryota; Metazoa; Arthropoda; Insecta; Coleoptera; Tenebrionidae. Gene Ontology annotation, molecular function: transmembrane transporter activity. Gene Ontology annotation, biological process: transmembrane transport. Gene Ontology annotation, cellular component: membrane. The transcript has 6 exons. The coding region runs from base 320 to 1885 and encodes 521 amino acids.
CACAUUGAACAAACUGACAGCUUUUCCUCAAUUAUGACACUUCUAGGGGGGCUGAUAGCCCCCUCACUGGCUUGGAGACAAGUCUCCUCAAUUUUGACAUCAUCCUCAAUCAGGAUAUAAUCAGGAAUCUCUUUCUUAAUUGACACUGAAGCCAUUUCUUUUUGGUUAUGUUUGCGUGUAUAAUGUGUUGUCUAAAUUUAGGCGGCAAUUUUAAAUUCUCUUAAUAAUCAAAAUUUUAAUUAGUAAUUGAAAUGAUAAUACUAUCUUGACAUCAAUUCUAUUUAAGCGAUUAAAUACCUGAAAUUUUGUAGUACUCGUCAUGGACCCUUUAAGUGCAAGCAGUUACAAUCUAAGCGCCCAACGAGACACCCGACUCGACUUCACUGCUAGUACAAAAUCACUGAGUCAAUAUGAACAACGCAACUUCAAAAAUCUUUCACCUCAAAUUAUUGCAGCAGUCAUUGCAACGUCAAAUCACAUCGUUGUGGGCAUAGCCCUUGCAUAUUCGGCGGUUUUGAUCCCCCAAUUGGAGAGCAGUAGUGAUAUUCCGGUAACUAAAACGGAAACGUCUUGGAUUGCGAGUGUUUUAGCCCUUGUGGCCCCCUUCGGGUCAAUUUUAAGCGGCUAUUUGAUGGAUAAGUGGGGCCGAAUCGCAGUUUUGAAACUAUCAGUAGUGCCAGGGGUGAUUGGUUGGGUGCUCCUUGCGACUUCAGGGAGCGUCCCCAUGAUUAUAAUUGGGAGGAUUUUUUCAGGCCUUGCCUCUACCUUAUCAACAAACCCCGCCGUGGUUUACAUAACAGAAAUCGCGCGGAAAGACAUGAGGGGGUCACUGAUAGCGUUGGGGCCCACCUACGUGUCUUUGGGGAUGGUAAUUGCAUAUUUCAAGGGUUGGUUAAUAAAUUGGAGGCUGAUAGCUUGGCUUUGCAACAUUUACCUAAUCAUUCCGUUUUGUCUCAUAUUUUUGAUACCCGAAAGUCCGAUUUGGUUGAUUUCCAAAGGGAGGGUUGAAGAGGCCCGAAAGGCCCUAAACUGGUUCCAUAAAUACCAACCGCAGCCCCCAAACCAGAGUAAAACUUUCGCCGAAAUGCAACUCAAUCUUCUGGUGAAAGAAGACGAAACGAAGAAAAGUGACCCCCAAGAUGGGGGCAACGUCAUUCGCGAGUUUCUCAAACCCACUGGUUAUAAGCCCCUUUUGAUCCUUUCCGGUCUUUUUUUCUUCCAACAAUACUCAGGGAUUUACAUUUUUCUCUUUUACUCAGUCAGUUUUUUCGAGAAUGUUGGCACCACUGUGAAUCCCUACAUCGCGUCGAUCUUGAUCGGAGUGAUAAGACUGAUAAUGUCGCUUUUGAACACUUGGAUGCUCCAGCGUUUCAACCGGAGACUCCUGAUAAUGAUAAGUGGGUCCGGGAUGGCGGCCGCCAUGUUGGUUUCCGGGUUGUUCACUUCCUGGAUCAAGGAUGGUACCACUAACUUGACAUGGGUUCCCGUGUUGUUCCUCCUGUUUUACGUGGUGGCGUCCAUGGUGGGGUUAUUGACAAUACCAUGGACCAUGACCGCUGAAUUAUUUCCAUUAAAAAUCCGGAGUAUGGCUCAUAGUAUUUCUCUUAGUGUUGUCAACAUGAUUAUGUUUUUUGCCGUGCAAAAUUACGUCAAUAUGGAAAUUGCCUUGGGUGGCUCGGCGGGGGUUCAGUGGUUUUUCUCCGGGCUCUCCCUCGGGGCCGUUAUCUUCACUUUUGUGUUCCUCCCGGAAACGCAUAGGAAGAAACUGUCCGAAAUUGAAGAUUACUUCAAACACAAUAGCAUUUAUCUUGGACAGAAGACAAAGAAGGAGACGCGGGCUGUUAGCGACAACAACGAAAUUGAUAAUUUAAUAAAACAUGUUUGA